Aspergillus heteromorphus CBS 117.55 is the source of this 1454-nucleotide messenger RNA. RefSeq names its product macro domain-containing protein. NCBI's taxonomy places the organism in Eukaryota, Fungi, Ascomycota, Eurotiomycetes, Eurotiales, Aspergillaceae. Bases 227 to 1279 code for a protein of 350 amino acids. The transcript is spliced from 2 exons. The record is from RefSeq and is a predicted model, not a curated record.
ACAUAGCAACGCUCUCCAUCAUCAUCGCCUUCGGCUUCCUUGGUCCAUACCGAUCUCGAAUCUAUCAUGGUAUGAAUUUGACCAUCCUGCGAUCAAUCCUUCAUCGAGAUAGACUUGCAUCCCACAUCGAGGAUUUGACUCCUCAUUAGCCAAGUUGACAUCAUCCACUCAUCACCUCAACACUAUUCAACCAACCAUUUCAUCCAAAUCCAUUGACCAUCUGAAGAUGACGCCUCCUCUCGUACCUCUUGCGGAGAUUCCGACCGUUUCUCUGCUUUACAAGCUGAAACGUCUCAUCCCAGCCCCUCACCCCCUCGCGCAGCCAUCCAAGGCAUUCAAUGACACCAUCUCCCUGAUCCGCAACGACAUCACCAAACUGGAAGGUGUCGACUGCAUCGUCAAUGCAGCAAAUACAUCCCUCCUCGGAGGUGGUGGGGUAGACGGUGUUAUCCACCGCGCUGCCGGACCCGAUCUGCUGGACGAGUGCCGCACUCUCGACGGCUGCGACACGGGCGAUGCCCAGAUCACUUCCGCCUACGAGCUUCCCUGCAAGCGGAUCAUCCACACCGUUGGGCCCAUCUAUGAACUUGAACGGCGAGUUGGUAAAGAGCGCCCGGAGUCGUUGCUGCGCAGUUGCUACCGUCGCAGUCUCGAGGUGGCCGUGGAGAACAACAUGAAAAGCAUUGCAUUUUCCGCAAUCAGCACUGGCGUGUAUGGAUACCCCAGCGAAGCAGCCGCCCGGGCGGCCCUUGACGAAACUCGGAAGUUCGUGGAGAAUCCGAGCCAUGUCGGGAAACUUGAGCGCAUCAUCUUCUGCAACUUUGAGCGCAAAGAUGAGAUCGCUUAUGAAAAGCUCACUCCUUUGUUCUUUCCCCGCGAAGAUCAGGACCCUUCCAUCGAUAGCGACGAUGCCGAAUCCCAGCCAGAAUCCGAUGGUGAGUCUUUGAAAUCAGCAGAGAUACUCGCAGCCAAGUUGCCCGACCCGCCAACCGUGGACCCUGCCUUGAACGGAGAACCGGACACUAAGAAACAGAAGGUUGAUAUCGAUCAAAACGAACCGAGCGGUAAAAGCAACAUGGAGGAUUUCUCUAUCAAGUCGGACGAUGACUGGGAGGAGGUUGAUAAGUCAGAAGAUGGCCGCACCGAGAAACUGGAAGAUGAACCGGUUGAGGUUGACAGGCCCUCUUCUGCAACUGACGUUCAGAGCAUCCAGUCCAGUGGGAUCAUCGACAUGGAUGGAUCGCACAUGUCGGACAGCCUCCUGGCAAAGGAUUGGUAGUUUGUGGUGCUAGUCACGCAUUAAAUAAUGAUGAACGUUUUUCUUGUGCUUGGCGCUGGGCGGGUGCUUUUAAUGGGUAGCGUUUAUGGAAAUGCAAAGCGGUUGCUUAUGAAUGGUUACUGAUACAAAGAACAUCUCUUCAUGACAUUAUUUUUUAUUAAGCAGGAUAGUCAAU